Messenger RNA from Olea europaea var. sylvestris, 1073 nucleotides. RefSeq lists its product as uncharacterized. Lineage: Eukaryota; Viridiplantae; Streptophyta; Magnoliopsida; Lamiales; Oleaceae. The transcript has 2 exons. The record is from RefSeq and is a predicted model, not a curated record. The coding region runs from base 588 to 1073 and encodes 161 amino acids.
CUGUCAAUGCUUGAAGACAUGAUUAAGCUAGCCAGGGAGAGAAUAUAAGAUACUAUGGAUGAGGAUGAAGAGAGGGACUAUAGUCUCCCGGUAGACGCAUUCGGAAAGGCUUUGUCUGAGUCAUAUUCAGAUAACGUUGGUUCUUUUUCUAGCUUUCCAGAAGCCCCAGCUUAGUCCUUCCAGAAAUACGUGAGGCCCCGACUGUGGGCGUAAAGACUUCUUAUUCUCUGCCUUUACUCCUUCCUCUGAGAGUCGAAGCGGUCAGAAAACUGGACCCCAUUGAUCUAAAACGCCUAUCAUUCCAUAUUUUCCCUCAUGCAGUACAUCAAGAUUCUAUAUACUCAAUCCAGGUAAGUAAGAAGGACAAGGAAGAACACCUAGAGGUGGAAGCAAAACGGCAUUCUGGAAAGAAUGCAGUGGGUAGGGGUGAGGUUGUCGAAGAAUGUGAGAUGACGGAAAACAUGGCUAAGAUCGAUGAGGUUGUAGGUGAUGCUCCAGACACAUUGGUGAAAGAACAUUCUGCACCAUGACUGCCAGCACCACCUCCAUCUCCAUCACUAUCACCAGUUGGUCUGAAAAAUGAAGCAAUGUCCCAAACUUCACCCUUGCCUCCUCCUCCUCCACCACCACCACGGCUCCCUUUUACCUCUGGAAAUCAAGCAUGCCCUCCACCUCCUCCACCACCGAUGUCAUCAAGAAAUGUUGCACCACUUCCACCAGCCAUGGGGACAUCACAAAGACCACCAUUUAUGUCAAAUGUAAGUGGUAGAACUCCACUACCACCUCCAGGGCUUGCUGCCUCCAACAACCUCCAUCCCAAGAAAGCUACCACAAAAUUGAAGAGAUCUUCCCAGAUCGGUAAUCUGUUUCGACUUCUCAAGGGGAAAAUAGAAGGAUCUAGUUUAGAAGGCAAAUCAUCAGGGAGGAAAGGUAAAAUUGGCACCUCUACUGGAGGAAAACAGGGAAUGGCUGAUGUAUUAGCAGAGAUGACAAAACGGUCAGCUUACUUCCAACAAAUUGAGGAGGAUGUCAAGAAUCAUUCAAACUCGAUUAAAACUCGAUUAAGGAGUUGA